Messenger RNA from Python bivittatus (Burmese python), 1623 nucleotides. It is a transcript of the gene PSMC1, whose product is annotated as proteasome 26S subunit, ATPase 1. The record is from RefSeq and is a predicted model, not a curated record. Gene Ontology annotation, molecular function: ATP hydrolysis activity; ATP binding. Lineage: Eukaryota; Metazoa; Chordata; Lepidosauria; Squamata; Pythonidae.
CGCGCCCCGUAUCGGGCUUACUUCCGCUUCCGCUCCUGUAGGAAGUCGUUGGAUUUCCGGCGUUGGUCUGCGAGUGAGUGAGCAGGAUGGGUCAGAGUCAGAGUGGUGGACAUGGUCCUGGAGGUGGCAAGAAGGAUGACAAAGACAAGAAGAAGAAAUAUGAACCCCCAGUUCCAACCCGAGUGGGGAAAAAGAAGAAGAAAACAAAGGGACCAGAUGCUGCCAGCAAACUUCCACUGGUCACUCCUCAUACUCAGUGCAGACUCAAAUUAUUGAAGCUGGAGAGAAUUAAGGAUUAUCUUCUGAUGGAGGAAGAAUUCAUUAGAAACCAGGAACAGAUGAAACCUUUGGAAGAAAAGCAAGAGGAAGAGAGGUCAAAGGUGGACGAUCUGAGAGGGACUCCAAUGUCUGUAGGAACACUGGAGGAGAUAAUUGAUGAUAAUCAUGCUAUUGUGUCCACAUCAGUGGGAUCAGAACACUAUGUCAGCAUUCUUUCUUUUGUAGACAAGGAUUUGCUAGAGCCAGGAUGUUCAGUUCUACUUAAUCAUAAGGUCCAUGCUGUGAUUGGUGUCUUGAUGGAUGACACAGAUCCUUUAGUUACAGUGAUGAAAGUGGAAAAAGCCCCACAAGAGACAUAUGCAGAUAUUGGGGGGCUUGAUAACCAAAUUCAAGAAAUCAAGGAAUCUGUGGAACUACCUUUGACUCAUCCUGAGUAUUAUGAAGAAAUGGGAAUAAAGCCACCCAAAGGCGUCAUUCUGUACGGGCCGCCUGGCACAGGUAAAACGUUAUUAGCCAAAGCAGUGGCAAAUCAGACUUCUGCCACAUUUCUGAGAGUGGUCGGUUCUGAACUUAUCCAGAAAUAUCUGGGAGAUGGUCCAAAGCUUGUUCGAGAACUAUUUCGAGUUGCUGAGGAGCAUGCCCCAUCAAUUGUCUUCAUUGAUGAAAUUGAUGCCAUAGGUACCAAAAGGUAUGAUUCCAACUCAGGGGGAGAAAGGGAAAUUCAGCGAACAAUGUUGGAGUUGCUGAACCAGUUAGAUGGGUUUGAUUCACGUGGAGAUGUAAAAGUGAUCAUGGCUACUAACAGAAUAGAAACACUGGAUCCAGCCUUAAUCAGACCAGGACGUAUUGACAGGAAGAUAGAAUUUCCUCUGCCAGAUGAAAAAACAAAGAAGCGCAUCUUUCAGAUUCAUACCAGCAGAAUGACUUUGGCAGAUGAUGUUACUCUAGAUGAGUUGAUAAUGGCUAAAGAUGAUCUGUCUGGGGCAGAUAUAAAGGCAAUUUGCACAGAAGCUGGUUUGAUGGCUCUGCGUGAACGAAGGAUGAAAGUAACAAAUGAAGAUUUCAAAAAAUCGAAAGAAAAUGUUCUUUAUAAGAAACAGGAAGGCACUCCAGAAGGCCUCUAUCUUUAACUCCCCCAUCUUUGUUUUGAUCAUAAGAUGGGGGUAAUUGCUCGAACCUUUUUUUUUCUUCAGAAUGUGGAAAACAUUAGACAGCAAGGUGUUAGUGAAUAUAAGAAGCUUUUGCUACUUAAAGCAUGAUAAUUCACUUACUGUGAAUUUCUCUGUAUUGUGUCAUACGUUCAUUGUGAAAUACUUUGUCAUUAAAAAUUGAUUUCCAAGUGAA